This is a messenger RNA of Acanthoscelides obtectus, 2517 nucleotides long. Lineage: Eukaryota; Metazoa; Arthropoda; Insecta; Coleoptera; Chrysomelidae. The record is from the annotation of a GenBank genome assembly.
AUAUGUUAUUAGUUGUUUUAUUUCCACAAUGAGAUAAAUGUGACAAGAAUUUCCAAUGGAUUGAAACGUGCGCUCUGCAUUUUCCUGUGAACUAACAGUCUAUCAAAUAAUGUUUUUGCCUUCCCUCUAAAAAAGUAAGCAGAACAGUCCAGUUCUAUAUAUAUCGAGUAACACGCGUCUUGCAUCGAACAAGUUCAACUCACACUAUUAACCUAACCUAACCAAUAAAAAUUUGUAAACAGUUUUGGUGGGAAAAAUAUGUAAAGAGUUUAAAAUAUCAUUUUUCUUAUGAAAUAAAGCUUGAUCUAUAUUUGUCGUACCUAUAGAAGUACUAGCGGUUUUAAACGGUUAAUUAUGGCUGAGAAAUUAGAAGAUCUCACGUUACCCAACGGGUCAGUACAAAAGAUCAUCAAAGAAGCCCUACCAGAUAAUACUAACGUUGGAAAAGAUGCCAGACUAGCUUUAUCUAGAGCUGCGUCAGUGUUUGUUCUAUAUGUAACAUCACAAGCAUCCAACGAAGCCCAGAAAGUUAACCGGAAAACCUUGACAAAAGAAGAUGUUAUAAAUGCCUUGAAGGACCUGGAGUUUGAGGACUUUAUUGAGCCUCUACAAAUUGCACUGAAAGAGUUUAAAGAAGCAAAAGCCAAGAAAACUGUAAAUAAGUCCAUAGAAGGUACUACUCAAAAUGGUACAGAACACAGUGAAGGUGAAGAUGAUGAUGCAGAUGGCAAUGAUGAAGCUACAGAAGAUUAACAAUAUUGUGAAAUAAGACACUAAUACAUAAAGAUCACAAGGCAGAUUAUAAUCCAAGGGUAUUUAAUUCAAGAGAAGACAGUUCGUGGAAUCUCUUUAUAAACCGCUGGUCGGGGCCAUUGACCUUAGGAGUAUUCUGCAUUAUAGUAGGAACGCCGACCGCAAAGGUUUGGUUACAUCAUCGUUUUUAAAAUAUCAUAUCAGCGAUGUAAUCAAAACUUUGCGGUCGGCUCUUGAACUAUCAUUGGUUUAAAAAAAUGAAACAGCGAUCUGUGAGCGGACUGUCGUUUAUUUACGAUUCGUUUAUAGAUGGCUGGGUAUUUUGCCAAGGAUCCGCGUGUUUCGCUCGGCAUUUACCGAUGCGAUGUUUCCAGGUUGACAAAAUGUUUAGAAAAUGCUACAUUUAUGAGCUGAAUGGAACUCUGCAAUUCACGGGUUUAGGUGGUUAUACCCUAUUUCACGAGUAUCCAUCACGGGACAAUGACAGCUAGCUAUCUAGUAAUAUAUCAAAAUCCCCCAUAUCGGCACAGGACACAUAAUUAAUUCCGAGGAAUCGGUGAACUCCAGGUAGACAGACCGGUAUUUUGUUGUGGUUCUUUGUAGGCUCCAAAGGCGUAUUAUUGAAAAUCGUCAGCAAUUCAUUAUAAACCGGGUUCGGUCUGAUGAGGAUUGUACAGAUAGUUGUUUUAGUGACUAGCGUAGUGGGAUUGCGUCUAAUGUGUGUACUAGCUCCACAAUUACUUUGGAAUGACUGUGAAAGGACUCGUGUGUGUAACUAUUUAAUUUGCAGGUUGAUGUAAUUUCCUUAAAAGCAAAAAAUUAGACUCCAUCUUCUAUUUAAAGAAAAUAGUUUUUCUUUCUUAAACAUAUAACCUGGGACAAGUCAGAGAGGUCGCAAUGCUAUCACUUGAAGCUUGUGUUCAACAGAUAUAUAAUUGUAAGUGCGUGGGAAUCUUCUGAUGGAAUAAGUCAAUCAAUGACUGAACUUACUGAUCAAGUAGUCUUUGGUACUGCUUCAACCAGAAAUCGUCAAUAUCAUUGCUACUUUCUUCCAUACCUUGCAAUGUUGAUAUCAGUUGUAAUUGCCUUUCCUUUUGUUGAUCAAUCAAACUGAUUAGUAGGCAAGAUAGUCCUAUUCUUUGGUCACAUAAAUUGUUCUAGAGAAAACAAGAAAGUAGUGAAAGGCAACAGGCUUCAGUUUUUAUGGCUCUAUGGAGGCUACUCUUAUUUCUACUCUUAAUAGUGAAGUCUGAGGUGUUAUUUCUUUUUAGCAAACAGAAAUUGAAAAUACCUAUGAAGAAUUCUUUGUAAAUAUGAGUCAAGGAUGAAAACUACUAAGAAAUAUAUUGAAAUCUACCAGGUGUUGAUUCAUCUGCAGUUUCUUCCUGUCCAUCUCUAUAUUUGUCAAUCUAGCUAGCUGUGACUCAACCAGUCGAAUUUGUUGUAACAAUCCCCAACUUCUAGCAUCACCUCUCUCUAAUAGUGUGGCAACAGCAGCUUUUUGUAAAUCAGUAUCUUCAUUCAAGUCAUUUACUAGCUUUGCUUUGCACUCCUCUUGAUCCCUGAGAACAUCUGCUAGUUUUCCAUCUAAUUCUGAUUGUCUGAAAAAAGGAAAUGAGGAAUACAAACUUUUGUAAACAAUAAACAUACAAAUGCUAGUGGCCAAACAAUAAAAAGCAAAAUCUGAUAAAAAAUACAUACUGUUCUAAAAUGCUUUUAGAAGUGACCAUGCGGUCUUCAUCUACUUGUUUCAACAUUGCUGUC